AAGCGUUUACUUACUGAAUGUCACAGAUAAGUGUCAGAGCAAACCGAGGUCUAAAUCUUAAGCCCGUACUGUUAACCAUUUCAUCCUUGAGAGAAAAUGUGCUUUAAUAUAUGAAACAGUAUGUUUUUUCUGCGUGUGUUUUCUUAUGCACUUGUAUCCAACAGUCUUAGGCCAUUGUGUUUUUAAAGCAUACUAGUGAUCGCCAACGUAGCUAAGUUUUCACAUCUGCCCCUCUGCUAAAGAAAAAGUAAACUCUGGUGGCUGGGGGUUUCAUAGUAAUAUCCGUGCCCGGGAAAUGUGGCAAAGUUCCCUGCGGAAAGCAUAAAGCUUGCCGCUGUCCUGCAUCCCGAAGCUGUUUUUGUGAUGGUUGGAGCAACUGAUGAUACUGUGGACAGAAUACUCCUGAGUCCAACGCAGAGGUUUUGUCAGCGGUGGGGCACGAACCCGGUUCCACCCGCGGGACCCAUUCCCUCCUACGCAUAGGCUUCCCUAAGCGUGCCGACUUCCCGAGAGGAAGGACGUUUCCUGGGAGACCGAUUUGGUGGCAGCUGAAGCCACUGCAGGGAAUAAGUUCACCCAGGGAGCUGGGGAAGGGCUGGCAGUUUCCGGUCCAGGAACAGCUCCUGAGAAGUCCUGACCUCGAGCCCAGCUUCGCGGUCUGUUGGAACGCCGGCCCCAGGUGGCCGAGUGUCCGGCUACUCCGUUCGUGGGCGGCGGGGGAUGAGGCCCAGCGGCCCCAGCGCGCGGCCUCCUCCCGCCCCUUCCGCUUCCGCCCGCUUCGCCUCCCCCCUUCCUGGCCGUGCUGCUUCUCUGCCGCCCGUGGCCGGAAGACCCUCGAUCUUUACGUGCUAUGGCCGCCGUGGGGUCUGCGAAGGCAGCGCUGCAGGUGGCGGAAGUGCUGGAGACCAUCGUGAGCUGCUGCGUAGGGCCCGAGGGGCGACAAGUUCUGUGUACGAAGCCCACCGGGGAGGUGCUGAUCAGCCGGGAUGGAGGCUGCCUCCUGGAGGCGCUACACUUAGAGCAUCCCAUAGCCAGGAUGGUGGUGGCCUGUGUUUCCAGUCAUCUAAGAAGAACAGGAGAUGGUGCUAAAACAUUUAUUAUCUUUCUUUGUCAUUUACUCAGAGGACUUCAUACAAUCACAGACAAAGAACAGGAUUCUUUGAUUUCCAAAAAUAUUCAAACCCAUAGAAGGCAUUGGAAAAAUUGUUGUCAGUGGAAAUUUAUUUCUCAAGCUCUUCUAACGUUUCAGACACAAAUAUUAGAUUAUAUUAUGGACCACUACUUAAGUAAACACUUUUUGUCCAUCUUUUCUUCAUCCACUAAAGAGAGAACACUGUGUAGGAGCUCUCUAGAGCUGCUCUUAGAAGCAUACUUUUGUGGAAGAGUGGGGAGAAAUAAUCACAACUUUAUUUCACAAUUGAUGUGUAACUACUUUUUCAAGAGUAUGGCUUGUGAAAGUGGGUUUGAAGAAGUAUUUGACUUAGUGGAUGACUAUUUUGUAGAGUUGAAUGUUGGUGUCACCGGCCUUCCUGUCUCAGAUUCCAGGAUCAUAGCUGGGCUUGUGCUUCACAGAGACUUUUCUGUAUACUGUCCAGCAGAUGGUGACAUAAGAAUAGUGAUAGUAACAGAAACCAUUCAGCCUCUUUUUUCAACUUCUGGAUCAGAGUUUAUUCUAAAUUCAGAAGCACAGUUUCAGACCUCUCAGUUUUGGAUUAUGGAAAAGACAAAAGCAAUAAUGAAACAUUUACAGAGUCAGAAUGUAAAAUUGCUCCUGUCUAGUGUGAAACAACCGGACUUAGUUAGGUAUUAUGCAGGACUGAAUGGUAUAUCAGUGGUAGAGUGUUUAUCACCUGAAGAAGUUUCUCUUAUCCAGAGGAUCAUCGGUCUUUCUCCCUUUGUACUAGCACAGGCCUCUUCACAGAAUGAAAUCUGUAACACUGCUUUGGUGAAAUUUUGUAAGCCCCUGAUCUUGAGAUCCAAAAGGUAUGUUCAUCUUGGCUUGAUUAGCACAUGUUCAUUUAUACCACACUGUAUAGUUCUUUGUGGACCAGUGCAGGGUCUUGUUGAACAACAUGAAGAUGCUUUACAUGGAGCAUUUAAAAUGCUUCGACAGUUAUUUAAAGAUCUUGAUCUAAAUUACAUGAUACAAACCAGUGAUCAAAAUCAUACAUCGAGUCCUCCUAAUUAUAAGACUAGCAGAGAAAGUAAUCCACUGCCAGAAAUUGUUAAUGGCUUAAUACAAAGGCCAUCUCAGGGCACAGUUGUAAAGAACAAAGGUAAACUGGCAAAAACUCAAACAUAUUUAAAAGUAUAUUCAAAUUUGGUAGUUCCAAGUGUAGAAUUAGAAACCUGUAUUCCAUAUUCAACACCAAAAGUGACACCAACAGAUACAUACCAGACAGAUGAAACACUGAGAUGUUUACCUCCAACCCAAACCAGGAUAAUUGAUGACCGUGAACCAUUUAUGGAGAGUAAUUCUGCUAAUUCAGUAGCAGAAAACACUGGAAUAGAAAUUUCUUACGAAAAUUUACAAGUCACAAAAAUCGGUAGAAAGGGAAGCCUGUUGUCAGUGAGAGAGAAGUCACUGGAGAUGUGUACUUCCCAGAGUUACUGCUGCUCCACUCUACCAGCAGGUUGUGUUUUGCCAGUGGGUGGUAAUUUUGAGAUCCUGUUACAUUACUAUCUCCUCAAGCACACCAGAAAAUGUCAGCAAUCAGAAGAAACCAUAGUUAGCAUGAUAAUAGCUAAUGCUCUUUUAGGCAUUCCCAAAAUCCUCUAUAAGUCUAAGAAGGGAAAGUACAGCUUUCCACACAUAUAUGUAAGAACGCUCCAUGCACUGCAAACCAACCAACCCAUGGUGAGCAGUCAGACAGGUUUGGAAUCGGUAGCUGGCAAAUACCAGUUACUAACUUCAGUUCUUCAGUGUUUAACAAAAAUUUUAACCAUUGAUUUGGUAAUCAAUAUUAAGAGACAGCCUCAGGAAAUGUAUGAUCAAGAUUCAGAAGAGGAAGUAUAAAAUUGGAAGUUUUUUAUUAACCAAAAUUUUAAUUCAACUCAAGCAAUAAAGAAGGAUGUGACAGCUGAUUCUCAAAUCAAUUCAGUCUAGUUAGGAAAACAUCAAAACUUAAAAAGUCUUUUAGAAGUACGCUAAGAGGCUAGCAGACUUUCAGACACAAAUACUAGAAAACAUUAUGGAACAACUCUGGGGAGGAAGCCUUCCACAUAGGGGAAGCCAAGAUCUGACUAAGUGUGUCUUUCUUCCCCUUACAGGUGCCUGUCUGCGCUCUGUUAGUUUGAGUGUAUGUGGGAGGGUGUUUAUAGUUCCUUUUUACUUUUCCCUUUUUUCACUCUCUUCAUCUGUCCUCACCUUUCUGUAUUUAUUUAGUUCAUAGAAUCAUUUAAUCUGAGAUUUGGAUGGGGUCUUCAGAUGUCAUCCUAUUUUAAUGGUUUAAAAUAUAAAAUACAGUAUUUGCUUCAUUUAAAAUUAUUUUCUCUACUCAUAAUUUCUAAAGCAAUGAAGUCUUGAUUUUUUUUUUCUCAAGCAUAUAAAUUAGUUUUUACUUUUAUACGUCCCCUUAUUUGUAUCUGUUUUAUGUGGAAAAGCCUGGAUAUGUUUUUUCAUUAUCCAUACACCACUGACUAUGUAACCGGAAAUAUGACUUUGUGCACUGUAAACUUACUUUCAUUUCUGUAGUUAAAAGUCAGUUUCAGAAAGGUUAUGAAAUGAUACUAACAUUUUCUCCUGUCCCCUAAGAGCUUGUAAAAAUCAUUCAUGUAUUGCUGGCUUUUCUUGUAUUUGGUGCAUAUAAUUCAGAGUUCAAUAGUAAUAAACAGUUUGAAAA
Molecule: messenger RNA, 3842 nt
Organism: Mirounga angustirostris (Northern elephant seal)
Lineage: Eukaryota; Metazoa; Chordata; Mammalia; Carnivora; Phocidae
Gene: BBS10
Product: Bardet-Biedl syndrome 10
Exons: 2
Coding region: 851-3016 (721 amino acids)
Biological process (GO): chaperone-mediated protein complex assembly
Molecular function (GO): ATP binding
Source: RefSeq, a predicted model, not a curated record